Molecule: messenger RNA, 1454 nt
Organism: Ipomoea triloba (trilobed morning glory)
Lineage: Eukaryota; Viridiplantae; Streptophyta; Magnoliopsida; Solanales; Convolvulaceae
Product: metal tolerance protein B
Exons: 3
Coding region: 136-1374 (412 amino acids)
Biological process (GO): zinc ion transmembrane transport
Cellular component (GO): plasma membrane; vacuole
Molecular function (GO): zinc ion transmembrane transporter activity
Source: RefSeq, a predicted model, not a curated record
CUAGUCUUUUAAUGCGAUCUCGCAAUGUAAAAUUCGGGUUUGUGGAAAUAUUCUCAGGAUAUCGGAAGCCCGCCGGAAGACAUAAUCUCCGGCGUUCCUCCGGGCUACCGUCUUUCUUUCUCCCCGUCUCCAGAAAUGGUAAAUGUCAUUUCUCAGCACUUGAUUGUGUUCCUCCCCGAUCAAUGCGUGUUUAUGUUUUUUCCCAGAAUGCAGGGCAACAUGAUGGAGCAGCAGGAGGAUUCUGGUUUGAUACAACAAAAGCAGGAAGCUGAACUAUAUGGCAGCCCCAAACCCCUACAAUUUUCUUGCAGUCCCAUCUGUUUGUUCUCGCAACAAGAAUACAAUACGUUGGAUUCAAGAAACAGAUCAAAGUCCGCUACGAAGCUGUGUGGGCUUAUAAUCUUUUAUGCAGCCGUCAUGGUUGUGGAGAUUAUUGGAGGCGUAGAAGCGAAUAGCCUUGCUGUUUUAACUGAUGCAGGUCACUUGCUAACUGAUAUUGCUGGAUUCUCGAUUUCUCUUUUCACAGUAUGGGUUUCGGGCUGGGAGGUUACAUCAGAACACUCGUAUGGGUUCCAUCGGCUUGAAGUCUUGGGUGCCCUUGUAUCGGUACAGUUGAUAUGGUUUAUCUCUGGGAUCUUGAUCUAUCAAGCACUCGAGAAAAUUUUUCACAAAAAUGUCAAAGUUAAUGGGAUGCUCAUGUUUGCGACUGCAGCAUUUGGGUUCGUAAUUAACUGCAUCACAGUUCUGUGGCUCGGACAUGAUCAUUCUCAUUCGUGUCAUUCUCACCAUUCCCACCACACAAGUGGAGAUGGUCAUUCUCACCAUUCCCAUAGAAGUGAAGAUCAUCACAAUCAUGAAUUGGAAGAACUCUGUCCUGGAAAUGGAGAAGAGAGCAAAAUAAUGAUGCCGGGUUCACCUGGACAGACGGAAAUCUUAAACAUAAACGUCGAAGGGGCAUACCUGCAUGUCAUUGUUGAUUUGAUUCAAUCUGUUGGGGUGAUGAUUGCUGGAGCUAUCAUGUGGGCGAAACCAGAAUGGUUCCUGGUUGAUCUGCUAUGCACUCUCAUCUUCUCAACCGUCGCUCUCAGCACCACUAUACCGAUGCUCAGAAAUAUCUUCUCAAUCUUGAUGGAGAGAACACCACAGGAAGUUGACAUCUCCCAACUAAAGAACGGUCUGAAAUGCAUAGACGGGGUCCAUGAUGUCCACGACCUGCACGUUUGGUCCAUCACAGUUGGAAAAACUGUUCUGGCGUGCCACGUUGUAACUGAGCCCGGGGCAAAUCCAAAUGAAGUCCUUCAUAGGGUUAGGGAAUAUUGUGAAAGAAAGUUCAAAAUCCAUCAUGUGACCAUACAAAUAGAACAAGAAUCUUAGCAAUGGGGUUCAUUACUUACCAUUCGUUUGUUAUUUUCUAUCCUUUAAUAUUCAUUCUGUCACUGAUUUAGAGGGUUUAA